CAUCACCACAAUACAGCCAGGAGCUCCUAAAGAUGCGUGUACCUUUGAUCAGAUUGCAAUGCGGCGUGAACAGUUACGACUGGGGAAAGGUCGGCAAGGACUCUGCUGCCGCCAAGUUCCACGCCGCCACAGCUUCAGAGGACUUCGACAUUCAAGAAGACAAACCAUACGCUGAGCUAUGGAUGGGCACACAUCCCUCCCUUCCUUCGAAGGACCUUGAGACCCAGCGCUCGCUCCUCGAACUCGUGCAAGAGAAUCAAUCUCUCCUCUCCGCAGAUAUCGCCGAGCGCUACGAGAACAAGCUACCCUUCCUCUUCAAGGUCCUGUCUAUUGGCAAGGCGUUGAGCAUCCAGGCACACCCAAACAAGAAGCUUGCAGAGCAAUUACACAAGAGAGACUCGAAAAACUACCCAGAUGACAACCACAAGCCCGAGAUGACCAUCGCUGUCACACCCUUUGACGGACUGUGCGGCUUCCGACCCCUCGGUGAGAUCGCGCAUUUCUUCCAGAAUAUCCCGUCGCUGCGAAAGCUAGUCGGCGAAGAGGAGGCCAAGAACUUUGAGAACACAGUCAAGGGCAAGGAGACAUCUGACAAAGAGGAGGAUGUCAAGGCCAACAAGAAGGCUCUCCAGUCGGCGUUUACUAAGGUCAUGAACACGGACAAGGACGCUCUCGCCUCUGCAGCCAAGGAGCUCAUCUCCGCCGCCAAAUCUGAGGGUUCAUCCUUCGCCGGCAAUGGCGGUCCCUCCAACGAUGGUCAAGAGCUUGCCGACCUUGUUGUCCGCCUCGAUUCGCAGUUCCCUGGCGAUAUUGGGCUGUUCGUCCAAUUCUUCCUGAAUUAUGUCAAGCUCGAAGUCGGUGAAGCUAUGUUCCUCAAGGCAGACGACAUCCACGCCUACCUUUCCGGAGAUAUCAUCGAGUGCAUGGCCUCAUCCGACAAUGUUGUUCGUGCUGGCUUCACGCCCAAGUUCAAGGACGUCGAGACCCUUACCACGAUGCUGACGUACUCGUACGCGCCGAUCAGCGAACAGAAGAUGAACCCUACAGACUACGCCUACGCGAAGCUGAACACCACUGCGUACUCGUCGAACUCAUCGAAUACCCUCUAUGAUCCUCCGAUACCUGAGUUUGCAGUCGUCAGGACGGCGCUGAACAAGAGUGGCGCAAAGAGCACGUUUGAUCCCAUUGAUGGCCCAAGUAUCGUGCUGUGCACUAAAGGCAAUGGUACUAUCAGUGUAGGCCCCAAGAAGGAGGAACUGAAGGAGGGCUAUGUUUACUUCGUUGGCGCAACCGCGGAGGUAGUCAUCGAGAGUGAAACCGACGCUGGGGACGAGGAGGGCUUGGUCACGUUCAAAGCCUUCUGCCAGCUCGAUGAGGAUGCAAAGCAAAAGCUAUAG
Macroventuria anomochaeta is the source of this 1397-nucleotide messenger RNA. RefSeq names its product mannose-6-phosphate isomeras-like protein. Gene Ontology annotation, biological process: GDP-mannose biosynthetic process; carbohydrate metabolic process. NCBI's taxonomy places the organism in Eukaryota, Fungi, Ascomycota, Dothideomycetes, Pleosporales, Didymellaceae. Gene Ontology annotation, cellular component: cytosol. The transcript has 5 exons. The record is from RefSeq and is a predicted model, not a curated record. The coding region runs from base 33 to 1397 and encodes 454 amino acids. Gene Ontology annotation, molecular function: mannose-6-phosphate isomerase activity; zinc ion binding.